AUGAACAUCAAGCAGCGAGAAGACGAGACGCUACGAGCCUAUAUAACUCGUUUCAACAAAGAAGCCCUUUUGAUUGAUGAAGCUGACGAUAAAAUACUCGUAGCCGCGUUCACUAGCGGGCUACGGAAGGGUAAGUUCCUGUUCUCCCUAUACAAGAAUGACCCAAAAACCAUGACGGACGUCCUUUACAGGGCUACCAAGUACAUGAAUGCAGAAGAUGCGCUGCUGGCCCGCGAGGAAAGGCCUAAGAAGAGGGAAAGGCAGGAAGACACGAGACAAGACAGGGGGCGAAAGGUAGCUAAAACCGGAGAUCAACGUGAUGAAAAGCGCUCCAGACCACCCACUGGAAGGUUCACCAAUUUCACCCCGUUGACCGCCCCAAUCGACCAAGUAUUAAUGCAAAUCAAAGAUGAAGGAGCAUUGACUUUCCCUGGAAAGUUGAAGGGAGACCCCGACAAAAGACCAAGAGACAAGUAUUGCCGCUUUCACCGGGACCACGGUCACGACAUAGCUAACUGCUACGACCUGAAGCAGCAGAUUGAGGCCCUAAUCAGGCAAGGGAAACUACAGAGGUUCGUCAGCAGGGAAAGAACUGAUACACCGGAAGAACAGGCUCCACGAAGGGAGAACGACCGCCCUAGACCACCCAUAGGAGACAUACGAAUGAUCAUAGGGGGCACAACUGCAGCCGGAUCUUCCAAGAAAGCCCGCAAGACCUAA
Messenger RNA from Quercus lobata, 720 nucleotides. RefSeq lists its product as uncharacterized. Bases 1 to 720 code for a protein of 239 amino acids. Lineage: Eukaryota; Viridiplantae; Streptophyta; Magnoliopsida; Fagales; Fagaceae. The record is from RefSeq and is a predicted model, not a curated record. The transcript has a single exon.